AUGUUGAGCUAUUUUCGGCAUUUCACCGAACCCUUCUCGAACCGAUAUCGACAAUACUCCGUGCUGGCUACCAGUUCACCUCGAGGAAGCAUCAGCAACCAAGGCAGUGUCUCUGAUACACUGCCAACCCCGUCCAUAGCCGCUAAUCCGUUCCAGGCAUUCACUAAGAAAAGUGGUUUUCGUCGAAGAUCUAUGUCAUGGUACAUCAAAUUCUUGCUCCUGCUUUUCGCUCUCGCUUAUACAGUAUACACUGCUGUUCAAAGUCUCUUCUUCACGUCCACAGACGCGUCCGAAGAAGCUAGAAUAGAAGCACUUAACCUUCUCCAUCAGCAGCUCACUACAAGUUCACAAACUUUCUUCUCCAGCAGCAACGCACCUCAAACAGCAGCAACAUCCGUGCAUUACCCUUUCCGAGACAAAUCGCCAGGCGUCGCUUCGAGAGACGUGCUACCCAUUCGCGCGUACGACGCGCUCAGCGAUGCUUGUAUCGAAGAGUGGGUGGUUCAUCAUCGAUGGGGUGAUGUGUGUAGAGACACCGAUCUGAGGGAGGGGCUCAAGGUCGAUGCGGUUUGGGCUUGGGUUAACGGAAGUGAUCCUGCACAAGUGUUGGCCAGAAAUGCCUACAGACCGUCUUCGCCCAUCAAUGUUGACGCCACGCAUCGUUAUGCAGAUCACAACGAAUUGCUGUAUUCAAUGCGUUCGGCGUAUCAGUCGUUCGGUUCAAAGGCAAUCGGUAAGAUGCAUAUCAUGGCUUCGGCGUAUCCUCUGCCGGAAGAAGCGGUGAACAAGCUCGUACCCGGAGGCGUGGCUGCCAGCCUGGUGGUCGGUCAGGUGCCGUAUUGGCUCAACACUUCGGCAGCCAUUGGGACUGACGAGGCGAAGGUGGAGCUUCAUUACGACGCUGAGUACUUUCGUCCCAUGCAGCGCUCAGGAGAACGCGAGUGGACACCGCAAGACGUCGAGGUGUGGCGCUCAAAGACGCUGCCUAGUUUCAACAGCCUCGCCGUCGAGUCGCAACUCUUCAACCUUCCCCGUGCUUCCUCGGACCAGCUCGUCUACCUAAACGACGAUUUUUUCACCAUGGUACCCAACGAAGUGUCGGACCUCACUUCACCGCUAUUCGGCACGGUACUUAAGAGCGACACGCGCCUCUUCUCAUUUUACCGUCCUUCAGAACAUCCCUUUCAGCGACUGUGGAAUCCCGCGGGCGAAGAGGUGGGCAUUAAAAGGGCAGCAUGGAUCUUGGGACAGAGAUUCUCCAUGCGGACUUUGCCGUACAUCACUCAUCAUCCACGAAGCUUGUCGCUGCCCUUGCUCAAAGAGGCAGCGCAAACAUUUCCCGACUCGUUUUCUGAAACCACGCUGGCGAGGUUUCGAGCGCAAAAAGAGGUUCCCGACUCGAUUCAAGCAAUCUUUCUGGCUAGCUGGUAUAUUGUAGAACGACAUCGCGAGGCGCUAUUGUGGACGUGGGUGGUGGCAAAAUGGGGUAGUGCGGCAGGAGUCAUUUCGAGUAAAACGAAGCGGGCCAUGUGGGCUGAGCUCGGUGGAGCUACAGGAGGCGAGACAGGAGACAAAAUCGGCGUUGGACGACCAGUGCGCAGGUCAAGAGACGUCGAUUUCGAGGCUUUUGAGAAAGCUGGUGUGCCAGCACCCAAGAAUACGCAGUACUCGUUUUCGUCGCAGGACGGUCAUGCGCUUUCUUACCUCGAUUGGAGUUGGCCUUGGGAGCGAACUCGGAAUGGAUACCCUGAUCUCAGCGCUGAAAACGAGAGCGCUCGAGACCACGCACGUGCAUGGUGGGCUUCUACCGAAACACAGACGCGCAACGUCUGCGAGAUUUCUUUAUCCAAGUGCUUGUCGCCAAACGUCGAGGAUGAAAGUGCUGAUGCGGUGUUCAAACGCAUCGCAUUCUCUCAAUCGCCAUGUGGCGACUGUAUGCUCGCCGCUCUGCUCAACGCAUCUGGUCGGUCAGGAAUCUCGGCAUUCCUUCCGCCACCCACCUCAACAGUGCGCAUCCACCCAGACUCGACCAAUCGGAACUCGAAAGCACACUUGCCGCUAACCUCGCACUGGCAGCAGACAAACUUCUCGCUCACCUCCAUCCUUCCCUCUCACCCGCACGCGGUGGAGCUCUCGCUCCGAACCUGGUGCACCCGCCUCAUCCAGCGCUACCAGUACAUCUUAGGCUCAACCCCGUCCACGUUCUACAAGGUCGAAUAUGCCUCGCGCCUAUCUGACCAACUCAAGGCCGUAGACAACACGCUCACUACCACCACGCCGACUACCUUCGUUUGUCUCAACGACGACAUCAAAGAGUCCGCAUCCGCGACGCAAACGGUGAACGCUAUCAUGCAAAAGUGGUUCACCGCUCACUGGCCGUCCCAGCUCUCUGGUGAGAUAUUGGCGUAG
This is a messenger RNA of Mycosarcoma maydis (corn smut), 2409 nucleotides long. RefSeq lists its product as uncharacterized. Gene Ontology annotation, biological process: N-glycan processing to lysosome; carbohydrate phosphorylation. NCBI's taxonomy places the organism in Eukaryota, Fungi, Basidiomycota, Ustilaginomycetes, Ustilaginales. Gene Ontology annotation, molecular function: UDP-N-acetylglucosamine-lysosomal-enzyme N-acetylglucosaminephosphotransferase activity. The record is from RefSeq and is a predicted model, not a curated record. The transcript has a single exon. Bases 1 to 2409 code for a protein of 802 amino acids. Gene Ontology annotation, cellular component: Golgi apparatus.